Molecule: messenger RNA, 1620 nt
Organism: Mercenaria mercenaria
Lineage: Eukaryota; Metazoa; Mollusca; Bivalvia; Venerida; Veneridae
Product: homeobox protein unc-4 homolog
Exons: 3
Coding region: 19-1194 (391 amino acids)
Biological process (GO): regulation of DNA-templated transcription
Molecular function (GO): DNA-binding transcription factor activity, RNA polymerase II-specific; sequence-specific double-stranded DNA binding
Source: RefSeq, a predicted model, not a curated record
UCAAUUUGUAGUUGAAGCAUGAUAGCUUAUAGUGAUAAACCGUCUUCUAUUCUCGGACAUACAAAUAUGCAUACACAACAAGGCUAUUUGGCCAGUUCUCAGGCAAAUGCAUUCAGGAUGUUAUAUCCACAGCUUGCUUACGCGAAUUAUCCUGGAAAUUUAGCUGCUUUGGCUUUAGCCUCGCAGGGACAAUAUCCGUACGAAUAUGCACAGACUUUAGCAAGUCAUAUGAAUUUUGCAAUGGAAACUGGAUUAGCAUCGCGAAAAUCCAUGACUCUGUCACCAAACAGCAGUAUCUCGGAUGGAAAAGAUGACAGAUAUUUGAAAAAUGAUGAUUGUGACAGCGACAGCGAAGGUAGCGACGGGCAACAAGGCAAAAGGCGUCGAACGAGGACAAACUUUACUGGCUGGCAACUCGAGGAGCUCGAACGAGCCUUCCAAGAGAGUCAUUACCCGGAUGUGUUCAUGCGAGAAGCGCUUGCUAUGAGGCUGGACCUUGUAGAAUCUAGAGUACAGGUGUGGUUUCAAAACCGACGAGCAAAGUUCAGAAAACGGGACAACACAAAGAAAGGUCCUGGUCGUCCUGCACACAACGCCCACCCUCAGACUUGCAGUGGAGAUCCUCUUGAACCAGACGAGAUCCAAAAACGAGAAAUGGAGAGAUUAGAAAAGAAGAAACGCAAACAAGCGGACCGCUUAAAGAAAAUGGAGGAGAAGCGGAAAGUCCUUGAUGAACAUGAAAUCGUAUCUGAAAAUGACCUUGAAAAAUCCAAACUUGACAAUUCUGAUCUUGACAAUACGUUAAGAAAAGAAGAAGAAGUAGAUGUAGCAGAGGAAAAGAAAAGAGUAUGUGCAUUUAGUAUUGACAGGUUACUUGAAGAACCAAAGGUGCCGCGUGGUAGAAGACCAAACUCAAAAUAUCCAAGAGUUCAGGCGAGUAAAUCAGUACCCUCAAUAGGCAUCGGAAUGAUGCCACUGUAUCCCGUAACACAACCAAUUGGUUUUGUUGUUGAGCAAAGACAGGAUGAAACAAAGUCAGAUACAGACAUAAUGGACAAUAGUACUUCUUCUGAUGAAGGCAAUGAAAGUUUUAACACAAAUGUGCAAUCUACAGUAAUAAAUGACAAUUCAGAAAAUCAAUAUUAUGACAGUGAUAGCGAAGAUAUUGAUGUUACUGAUGAUGAAAUUCACUAAAUAAAUGUUUUCAAUGGAAUUGAGUUAUCAAAAAUUCCCUACCCGUUUAACAAACAGGGCAUUGUUUUGCAACAUCGUCUGAAAGUCAGUGCAAGACCCAAAAAGAUAGAAAAAAGUAAAUAUUUAAUCGAGUUUGAUGAGAAGCAGUUCUGUUAAACGUAUUGACUUACGUUUGAAAAUGUUGCAAAUAAUAAUGUCGGAAGAUGACAAAAGAUGCAAUUUAAGUAUAGAAUACCUCAGAUGUCACUGUGUCCUAUUGUACCCAUGUCCUAAGACGUAUCAAUAUUGUAUUUUUCCUUGUUUGUUAAGUCUUACAAAUUCUUUGUUUUUGCUUUUGCAUUUCAUUUCUUUUUACUUUUUAUUGUAUGCAGUAUAAUUAUGUAUACCGUUAUCCUAUUAAUUGUUGAAGAAGCAAUAAAUUUGAAA